AUGAGGCCGCUGAUUGUGCUCGUGCGUCGCUUCGCCACAAAGCCGCCAUCCGAGAGGACCUGGUCUGUGCAAGCGCUACUCCGAGGCAACGGCGAGGAGAGCACGGGCAGCCACGAGGAUGCCAGUGCCACAGCAUCUCAAGCGCAGCAUGCUGUCAUUGACGACGCAGUGCUUGACCGGCUCAGUGCGCAGGCGUGCUUGCCACUUGACGGCGUUGACAGGGAGGCCCUCAAGACUGAUAUUUCUCGCACGCUGGCAUUCAUCGAACAAGUUCAGCUCGUGGACACAACCGGCGUCGAGCCCCUCGUCUCCCUCUCGGAGUUCAGUCAUGACCACUUGCGAGAGGACGCGCCAACCAAAGACAGUGCCGUGGACGUGCUCGCCAACGCACCAGAGAAGUUUCAGGACUUCUUCGUCGCCCCAAGAGAGUCUUACUUUCACGGCGCUGGAGAGGAUGCCGAGUUCUCGGGCGCGGAAGACACCAAAGCCCAUUCAGUGGUGAAGAUUGAAGGGCUGCGCGUGCUCAGGGACGCGCUCUCAACCGGGUGGUCGCCCACACUCAUCCUCACAACACACGACGAGACCGAUGCUGUGGGCAAGUUGCUUCUCAAGCACGGCAUCAACGACGCCCACAAGCGCGCCACCACCACCAACACCAGCAAGACCACGACCAACACCACCACCACCACCACCAACACCAACACCCACACCACCCACACCACCACCAAUACCAACACGCCGCUGCGCCUGUAUGCAGCGCCACGGAGCAUGGUGGAGUCUGUGAUGCGCCAACCGCGGCUGACCCCCGUCAUCAGCGUUGGUCCUGUCCCAUCACCACCGCCCGUGCCGCCGCCUCCAUCGUUCCCACCAGGCAUCACCCUCGCUGUAUCGGUUGCCUGCCAGGACCCAAACAACAUGGGCAGGUGA
Molecule: messenger RNA, 927 nt
Organism: Salpingoeca rosetta
Lineage: Eukaryota; Choanoflagellata; Craspedida; Salpingoecidae
Exons: 6
Coding region: 1-927 (308 amino acids)
Biological process (GO): regulation of translational fidelity; glutaminyl-tRNAGln biosynthesis via transamidation
Molecular function (GO): glutaminyl-tRNA synthase (glutamine-hydrolyzing) activity
Source: RefSeq, a predicted model, not a curated record